CUGAAUUUAAAAAAUACAAUGCGCGGGAAGGGGAAGUCCAACAGCUGCGCUUGAUUGACUGAUACCGGGGACACUGAGCCGGGAGUUUCGGGCCCGGAGCGGAGAGUGGUCGAGGCAGAAGCGGCCCGGAUAUGAUGAAGCCGACCAGAAACAGACCUCCAUGGAGACCGCCUCCCAAAAAACCAAACACCGGUCAGAAGGAGCCAGUUGGAGUUUACUGUAGGGUGCGACCUCUUAGCCCCCCAGACCAGGAAUGCUGCAUUGAGGUGAUCAAUGAGACCACUGUACAGCUGCACCCUCCAGAUGGCUGUAAAGUCACCAGGAAUGGAGAAUAUAAAGAGACACAGUAUUCCUUUAAACAAGUAUUUGGUGUGCUAGUAACACAGAAAGAUCUAUUUGAUGAUGUUGCUAAGCCAUUGGUGGAAGAUCUCAUUCGUGGUAAAAAUGGCUUGCUCUUUACUUACGGUGUGACUGGCAGUGGCAAGACUUACACAAUGACUGGAUCUCCUGGGCAAGGAGGACUUCUACCUCGAUGUCUCAACAUGAUCUUUAACAGCAUCAGCCCCUUCCAGGCCAAGAGAUAUGUUUUUAAGACUGAUGAUAGGAAUGGUAUAGAGGUACAGAAUGAGGUAGAUGCUUUAUUAGAGCGGCAGAAGAGAGAAGCGCAGCCACAGGUCAUCUCCAGGACUCCUCUCAGCAGGCAGAGGGUGGAACCUGAAUUUGCAGAUAUGAUCAACAUUGAAGAUCACUGCAAAGUGGAUGAUGUGGAUGAAGACAGCGUGUACAGUGUCUUUGUGUCCUACAUAGAGAUCUACAAUAAUUACAUCUAUGAUCUUCUGGAGGAGGUGUCUAUAGAUCCUAUUAAACCAAAGUGGAACACGCCGGGAAAGAAUGCUGAGUUUAUACCGCCGCAAUCGAAGAUCUUGCGUGAGGACCAGAACCACAACAUGUAUAUUGCGGGUUGCACAGAAGUUGAAGUCAAAACCACAGAAGAGGCCUUUGAUGUAUUUUGGCGAGGUCAGAAGAGGAGGAGAAUUGCCAACACGCAGCUGAACCGCGAGUCCAGCCGAUCCCACAGUGUAUUCAUGAUCAAACUGGCCCAGGCCCCACUUGAUGCAGAUGGUGAUAAUGUUCUACAGGAAAAGGAGCAAGUCACAGUGAGCCAGCUCUCCCUUGUAGAUUUGGCAGGAAGUGAGAGAACAAACCGCACAAAGGCCGAGGGCAACAGGCUACGGGAAGCAGGAAACAUCAACCAGUCAUUGAUGACUUUACGGACGUGUAUAGAAAUUCUACGAGAGAACCAGAUGUGCGGUACUAAUAAGAUGGUGCCUUACAGAGACUCCAAAUUAACUCACCUUUUCAAGAACUACUUUGAUGGAGAAGGGAAGGUGCGAAUGAUUGUAUGCGUUAACCCCAAGGCUGAUGAUCAUGAGGAGAGUCUGCAAGUUAUGCGGUUUGCAGAGAUGACUCAGGAAGUUGAGGUUGCACGACCUGUGGACAAACCAAUUUGCGGCCUCACUCCUGGGCGCCGCUACAGGAACCAAGCUUUCAAAGAGGAACUUACUCGUAGAUUGGAGGAUCGUGGUGGCCCUGUAAAUGGAGAGUCCGAUGAUCAGGUAGUGAUGGAGAUGCUUAUUCAAAGUUUCCCUCCCAUUCCAUCCUGCGAGCUGCUGGAUGCCAAUGAUGAUCAGACUCUUCCAAGGCUUAUUGAUGCUCUGGAGAAACGACGCAGGAUCCGCCAGAUGAUGGCUGAAGAGUUCAAUAAUAAUGUCACCUCAUUCAGAGCCAUGCUGCAAGACCUUAAUGGAUUAGUAAGCGCCAAAGAGACCAUUGCCCAGGGUAAGAUGUCUGAGAAGGAGAGGACAAUAAUGUCUCAGAAGUCUGAAAUGGAGCGAAUGGAGAAGAAAAUCAAAACUCUUGAGUACAAGAUUGAUAUCCUGGAGAAGACGACAAAUAUUUAUGAGGAGGAGAAGCGCACGUUGCAGCAUGACCUGGAGAACCAGAAUCAAAAGCUGCAGCGGCAGCUGUCGGACAAAAGGCGUCUUGAGGCGCGGUUGCAGGGCGCAGUGAAUGAGAACGCCAUGAAGUGGGAGAAGGAAUGUGAGAGGCGCGUGGCUGCCAAACAGAUAGAGAUGCAAAACAAGCUGUGGGUGAAAGAUGAGAAGCUAAAACAGCUUAAAGCUAUUGUAACAGAGACCAAAGGCGAGAGGCCACAGAGACCAUCUAGAGAAAAGGACCGGGAACGUGAGCCGAAGGUUCCCAUCAGAUCAAUCUCUCCAUCUCCUGUACCUUUCCCUGGUAACCCUGUUUCCCAGACACCCCACAGCACUCACACCCCUGCUGUGCUUCAACUGCACAGGCGUUCAAACUCCUGCAGCAGCCUUUCCGUGGCCUCCUGCGUUUCACACUGGGAGCAGAAAACACCACAGCGCAACCCAGAGAGCAGGAUGGGUCCCCACCGCAAGCGCUGGGGGCCAGAGGCAGCUAGGAAGUUUAAUACAGGAGAGCCAGGUUAUCAUGAAUCCAACGUACAGACAGAGCUAGAAGAGUUUCAGCAUCUCAGGACUGUUCCCCCGGUGCAUGCCAGGCAUCGGCGCUCCCGCUCGGCAGGGGCAGAGAGAUGGGUAGACCAUAAGCCGCCUGGUAAUGUGGAGACGGAUACAGUCAUGCAGCCUCAGGUCCCCAACGCCAUCAAAGUAGUGGUUGCCAGCGAAAAGGCGCUGGCAAAGUGUGACAAGUACAUGCUGACACACCAGCAGCUGGCCUCGGAUGGGGAGAUUGAGACUAAACUUAUUAAGGGCGAUGUGUUCCGGACUCGAGGUGGCGGUCAGUCUGUUCAGUUCACGGACAUGGAAACACUGCGGCAAGGAUCCCCACCAGGUAGUAGCCGCAAGCGUAGAUCCUCAGAGUCUAAUCAGCAUCCACAGGCCGAGUCAACAGCAGAUUGGACAGACGUUGAAACCAGAUGUUCUGUUGCUGUGGAAAUGAGACCUGGAUCCAACUUGGGGCCUAGUUACCAACAUCAUGCUAUUCCGAAGCGGAGAAAACCUUAAACAGUCUUCAAACUCUGAUCCUGGUCACUGUUUAUCUCCAAGACUUGUGUUUAAUAUAUGUACAUAAAACACAGAACACUGUUUAAACGUGCCAGCCCAUCUGUGUGAAGGACUCCAAUCUGUUACGCUGCCUGCCCACCCAUUCGUUUUAUAUCUGGCAGGCUUUAUAAAUUCUUUUACACUGUCUUGUGUGUGUUUUAUGCAUCCUUUCAUAUGGUCCAAUGAGUUAUCCUAGCACCAGUUGCUUUGGUGUAUUGACUGUAUCUUUCUUUCUAAAUUGACUAUGAAAGGGUUUUUUAUUAUGUUGGGUUUUUUGUUUUUGUUUUGGUUCUUUGUUUAUACUGUCUAGAGGAAAAAAAAACUGCUGCUAUUCUAUUAGGUAGCGAUAAUGCACUUUACCAAAGCUUUUCAUCCUGAAAUACUUUAUUUAAUCUUCCCCCAAUUAUUGUACAGGAUGUGACUGUAUAGACAUUUACUAACCUCAGUGAGUGCCAAGCACCAGUUUGCAGUGUACAGGCUGGUUUUAAGGGCUUUAAUAAACUUUCAAAAGCUGUCAAGAUA
Molecule: messenger RNA, 3614 nt
Organism: Pseudophryne corroboree (corroboree frog)
Lineage: Eukaryota; Metazoa; Chordata; Amphibia; Anura; Myobatrachidae
Gene: KIF23
Product: kinesin family member 23
Exons: 24
Coding region: 132-3053 (973 amino acids)
Biological process (GO): microtubule-based movement; mitotic spindle midzone assembly
Cellular component (GO): kinesin complex; nucleus; microtubule
Molecular function (GO): ATP hydrolysis activity; microtubule motor activity; microtubule binding
Source: RefSeq, a predicted model, not a curated record